Messenger RNA from Parnassius mnemosyne (clouded apollo), 222 nucleotides. Lineage: Eukaryota; Metazoa; Arthropoda; Insecta; Lepidoptera; Papilionidae. The record is from the annotation of a GenBank genome assembly.
UUGCCUCCUGCUAGGUGGUUAUUAGGGCGUAUAGUGGAAAAACAUCCAGGUGUGGACAAAGUUACGCGUGUUGUAAGUUUACGUUUUAAAAACUCGAUCAUAAAACGGCCUGUGUCAAAAUUAAUUGUAUUACCAAUUUGGCACCCAGCUAAACUCACUCCAGCAAGCAGUCCGCUGCGUUCAGCACUCGCGCAGCACGUGCGCCAGCGGGCAGUCGCGUAG